UGAUAUGAUUGGCCAGUGAAGAGUAGGCCCCUUUUCUCCCUGGCUGUCUGAAGGUCUGCCGCCAUCAUGAAUGACACAGUAACUAUCCGGACCAGGAAGUUCAUGACCAACCGACUACUUCAGAGGAAGCAGAUGGUCAUUGAUGUCCUUCACCCUGGAAAGGCAACAGUACCUAAGACAGAAAUUCGGGAAAAACUUGCCAAAAUGUACAAGACCACACCCGAUGUCAUCUUUGUAUUUGGAUUCAGAACCCAUUUUGGUGGUGGCAAAACAACUGGCUUUGGCAUGAUUUAUGAUUCUUUGGAUUAUGCAAAGAAAAAUGAGCCCAAACACAGACUUGCAAGACAUGGCCUGUAUGAAAAGAAGAAGACUUCGAGGAAACAGCGAAAGGAACGCAAAAACAGAAUGAAGAAAGUCAGAGGGACUGCAAAGGCCAAUGUUGGAGCUGGCAAGAAGAAGAAAUGAAGUGUCUAGCAGGUACUGUAGCAGUGAGCUGGAGAUUGGAUAACAGCCAAAGGAAUAAAGAUCCUGCAUUGCCUUGACCUGCAGCGGUGACGAAUUUUUCACGAAGGGAUUAAUAAACUGUAAAAACCUGU
This is a messenger RNA of Dipodomys spectabilis (banner-tailed kangaroo rat), 596 nucleotides long. It is a transcript of the gene Rps24, whose product is annotated as ribosomal protein S24. Gene Ontology annotation, biological process: translation. The transcript has 8 exons. Bases 67 to 465 code for a protein of 132 amino acids. NCBI's taxonomy places the organism in Eukaryota, Metazoa, Chordata, Mammalia, Rodentia, Heteromyidae. The record is from RefSeq and is a predicted model, not a curated record. Gene Ontology annotation, cellular component: ribosome. Gene Ontology annotation, molecular function: structural constituent of ribosome.